GCAUCAUUCACUUCUUUCUAAGAAUUGAAAAAUGUUCUUGUUCAAGGCAUUAUUGGCAACUUUGGCUGUGGUCGCUGUGGCAUCAGCUUCCAAAGAUCAUCAUCAUCAUCAUCAUUCGAGAAAAUCGCACAAAGGUGUGACUUUGCAUAAAUUGUGCAGCUGGAAUGUAGUCGAUUAUGAGAAAUGUUCGGAUCUUCAUCGUAGUGACCGUUGGGAAUCUUGCCAAUUGGAUGCUGGACGAGCUUACAUCCCAGAGAACAAUAUUCCCUUCAGCUUUGGAUUUUCCGAGUGUGGUCGUGUCUUUGUCAGUCAACCACGCAGUCGUACCGGAGUUUAUUCCAACUUGGGUUAUUUCCGUUUGUCUGACAUCGGCAAGGAUGAGUGCUGCCCUCCAUUGACGCCCUUCCCACCAAAAUAUAAUGCCACCCUUGGAACUGACUGCUGCACCGAAUUCGGCGUUGUCAAUGUCGAUCGUUUCACCAUCGAUAACUGCAACCGUUUGUGGGGACUUGAUAGACAAGCUCUCGGCUUAAAUGACAAACACUGGAAUUUACGUUCACCACGUUUGUUGGUCUUCGACUUGAACAAAGAUGUCUUGGUACGUGAAGUUGUCGUGCCCGCCGACAUGUACGCCGAUGGCGAAUAUCAACUUGGACUUGUGCAAGUAGUUGUCAAUGCCGACCGUAAAAAUCCCCAUAAUGCUCAUGCCUACAUCGUUGAUACCUAUAACGGAUGCAUCGUCGUCUAUUCGUAUGCCCAAGAUAAAUUCUGGAAAGUUUGCUCGCCCCAAUUCUACAAUGACGCCAAAUACAGUCGUUUUACCCUCAAGACCUGCAAAAACAAGGAAAUCACUUACUACAAGGACAACUUCAUUGUCGAUUGCACGCCCGAUCACAAGAACAAGCAACUUCUCUGCCAUUCGGACGCCUCCUUGGACGAAUUUGCCGUUGAUUUCGAUGAAUUGAAUCACGAGGGAGUUGCUCGUUGCUCUCCUGAUUCCUUGAGCGUGCAAUUCUUGGGUCAAAAGUGCCUGUAUGGACAAAGUAGCGUACACGCAUUGAACAAUGACAACCAAGUUGUGUGGACAUUGCAAGAACAACAAUAUGGCGUUGCCUGCUGGAAUCGCGAAAACCGUCUUCAUCCAGGAGCAGUUGAACUUGUCGUUUCGGACCAUCAUGCCUUGCCAUACGUCACUGACCUCAAAUUGACAGACUUGGAUUUGAGCCGUUUCUUGGAUGAGCCUUGCAAACACGAUGCUGACAAAUAUGUCGUUGUUCUUUCCAACAAUUAUCGCAGCAUUGUUGAACACGGAUUCGACCAUAAAGACGAAAACUUUGGUUUUUACUUCUUUGUGGAAGAAGAAGCUCUUGACUGUAAUCCAGAAUGCUUGUGCAAGGACUAUAAGCCACACAAAUCGCAUGAUCGCAAACACAAAGGAUAUGGAGCAUUAGCUUAAAUGAUGCUAAACGAACAUCUUUAGAUGUCAAUCGGUUACUUUUUUCGGUUUCUUUAUUAAAAAUGUGAAAAAAAGUAUUUAAAUAAAGUUAUUUGAGAAAAGUA
Messenger RNA from Culicoides brevitarsis, 1560 nucleotides. RefSeq names its product L-dopachrome tautomerase yellow-f2-like. Lineage: Eukaryota; Metazoa; Arthropoda; Insecta; Diptera; Ceratopogonidae. Bases 32 to 1456 code for a protein of 474 amino acids. The transcript has 2 exons. The record is from RefSeq and is a predicted model, not a curated record. Gene Ontology annotation, cellular component: extracellular region.